AUGGCCCCUGGUAUUCUCUCCCCCGUUCCGGGCAACGUCUCCUCUUCUUUCUAUUCAACUAGACCCGUCAACUCUAGACAAGUCUCUGCCAUGUCUGGAGUAUUUGACAGUGACAGCAUUUCCAACGCCGGUAUGUCUCGCGGUACAUCUCGCCGCGAGUCUAUGAUGCCGCGGUCAUUUUAUACUGCCGGCAGCAGUAAGCUUUCCAACAUGAUCCAGAGCCUUCAACACCAGAGCAGCCGUGAAAUGGAUCUUGGCGACUCCUCAGUUCUUUUCAACACGGAUUACAUCUCAAUUCGUGAUUGGAUUGCCGCCGAGCGCAUGAGCCAUCUCCCCGCAGAGGGAAGCAGCUAUGACAAGGUUCUCGCGUGGGCACAGCUAUUCGCCGAGAGACUCAACUCCUUUGAUGCCGCUAUCCGUCAAUUCGAGGGUGGCAGUCUGCUCGCUGCUCGACUUGCAUUCGGCUACUGCGCCUUGCUUCUCCAGUUAGGCAAGGACGAUGCUCCGGCCCUGAUGGCAUCCUUUGGCUUCUUCUACAGCACAUCCUCCACCCUCGUGAACCUCCUCGAGCGAACAGAGCUCUUUACCGUCUCCGGAGAGAUCAAGGAGCAGCUGGUAGACGCUUUGGCUGACCUAGUCAACUUGGUCGCCAGUGUUUCAACCACCUUCCACAAGUCAAUUGAUGAGAUUGUCGAGCAGUCCAUCACAAUCAACAUCUACGAGAAGUUCAGCACCGAGCUUGAGUCCUUCCGGGGCCGCUGUGCGUCUAUCUCUGAUGCCAUGUGGCGUCACCAGCUUGUGCAAGAGCACAGAGACCCCCAGGAUGUCAAGUUGGUGAAGACUAUUCGCACUUGGCUCUCACCCGAGGACCGUGUCCUCAGCCACCUCGCUGAGAACACCUCCCAUCUCGCCCAUGAGCGCGAGGAGAUGACCUGUCUCUGGAUGAAUCCUUAUCUAACUCACUUCCUGAAGGGUGACAAACGCACACUUGCCUUCACUGGAGCUCCUGGAUCUGGAAAGACUGUCCUUGCUUCCGUCAUCGUCGAUCGCCUGCAAGACCAGAUUGCUGGUGUAUCCUAUAAGAGCUUGUUCAUUCCCAUCAACGCUCGCAUUCCCGCUGAGACUACUCCUAUUGCCAUCGCGAAGACCAUUCUCUUCCAGCUGUUCGAGAAGCGUAUCGGCAACGUCCAGCUGCUGUCCAUCCUGCGUGAUGCAUAUGAAACAAGCAAGCGUACCACCAAUGAGAUUGACUACGAGAACAUUCUCUGGAACGCUCUUGAGCACGCCCUUGCCGCUGCCCUUCAACGUGCCAAGGAACUUGUGAUUGUCGUCGAUGGCAUUGACGAGGCCUCGUGCGGCGAGAAUGCCUUGCUGCAGAAGCUCACUUCCGCCACCGCAAACGGAACCAAUGUCAGGUUGAUCACCCUCGGCUCUGAGAAGCCUCAGACCGCCUCUAACCUGAUGCAUGUUCCCAUUGCCGGUGACCGUGUUGCCGACGACAUUGCUACUGUCGUCCGCAGCCACUUCACCAACAGCAACCGCAAGGCCGACACCAAGGUCUUCAAGGCCAUGAAUGAGCUUGAGCAGGAAACCCUUGUUGAUCAGAUUAGUGAGGCUGCUCGUGGUUCCUUCUUGUGGGCUAAGCUUUGCACCAAGCGUGCUCGCCAGGAGCACAGCCCAGAGAACUUGCGCAAGGUCGUUGAUACCCUGGUCAAGGGCAAGCCCACCAUUGCCGACUUUGUUCUCCAUGCUAUCCAGUCUACCGAGGUCACUGAGGAUGCCAAGCUCAUGUUGGUUUUCCUUGCCACUGCCGAUCGUCCGCUUUUGACCCGCGAACUCAUCACGCUGGCCUCCAUCAACACCGAGAAACAGGUUGUCACCGAUUACAAGGUUGACCUUCGCAAAAUUCUGAAGCCGCUUAACUCACUUGUAUUCCUUCAGGACGGUCAGGUCUACCUGCGUCACGGUCUGAUCCGAACCGCCGUUUUGGAUGUGUUCACCAAAGGCAAGUUGACUACCACCAUCAAGGACCGCCACACUGAUCUAGUGACUCGUCUCCUGAUCUAUAUCAAGCACACUGUCACUGAGCAACACGAACCGUCUCUGCUUCCAAUGGAUAGCCGUGAUGUUGCUCCUCGUGUGCGUACCGGGCCUCUGCUGGACUUUGCCAUUAGAUACUGGCCUCGUCACUUGAAAGAGUCUCCCACCUUCAACAGUGGCGACAUUUCCAAGGACUUUGGCAAGAUCUUCCCUGCCUCUGUUACCCUCUUGCUUCUCCAGACCACCCUUUGGAACAACUACGCGACUCCCACUCUGGUCUCAUACCAGGGCAUUGUUAGCAAGAUCUGCCACCAGAUCUUGGGCCCCAACCAUGUGGUGACUCUCCAGUCCAUGAUCUCGCUUGCCGUCCUGUACCGCGAUCUUAACCAGCUCCCCGAGGCUAUCAACCUAUUUUACCAGAUCACGACGAUCAGUCGCACUUUGCUCGACGUCAACCAUGUCGUGACCCGGGAAAUGGCACUCCUCUUCCUCACUCUCACCGAGGAUUUGGUUACUGGUACCAAGUCGGAGAUCAUGACCCAGCGUGAGCAGGUUUUCAUUCUGAUCAUUGAGUGCUACACGGCUUACUACGGAGAGAAGUCCGAGAAGACGAUCUCAAUGGUCAAGUCUUUGAUCGCCCACUACAACGUGACCCAGGAGACUGAGAAGGAGCAGCAGUGGAACAUCAAGAUUCAAACUCGCACCACCACUGAAUACGAUGGUGAGGAUUCUCGGGAGUGGACUCUUCGUCUCAAUGGCCACAAGCAGCAAAAUGGCUUCCAGGGCGUUUUCUUCGACCUUGCUGCUGAGUCGGACGAGGUUCUUGACAAGUCGCAGUGGUCCUUCGAGUCCCAGAUCAAGCAGGCUGAAAGGUACGUCGCUGAGGGACAUUUGGAUUGGGCCGAGCGCUUGUACAUUGAGAUCUGGCAACGCGUCAGCAGCGGUCACUCGGAAGACGAGAAAUUGAAGGCUGUUCUGGAUUACUCCCGCUUCCUUCAGUCUCAGAAGAGAACCUCCGAGGCCUCCUCCAUUCUUUCCAGUGUGUGGGAGGAGCACAAGAACUCCAGUGCGUCUCUCUCCGAGACUUCUACUUCACACUUUGAGCAGAUUGCUAAGGUGAUGUCAACUGUCGGUCUCUCCGUUGCUGCUUUGAGCAUCUUCAAGCGUUGCUCCGAGUACUACCAGCGCACAAACAAGACCCAGUCUUCCUCAUACCAGGAGAUCCAGAAGAGCAUUCAGACUUCUGAGCAGCAUGUUCUGAAGCAGGCCAGCUCUUCCUCGUCCCACAUCUCCGAGGAGAUCUUGGAGCAGAUUAUCACCGAGGCUUCUUCCUCUUCUAAGAUUGACGAGACUUCGAUCACCGCGCUUCGCACUCUUCUGAAAGUCUACACUUCCGAGCACCGCUGGAAGGAUGCUUCUCAGGCCCUCAAGAAGAUCCUGCGUGGUCUCUGGCCCUCUUUGUUCGCUCCUUCCAUUCAAGAUGUGACCCUGCCCAAGCAGCACGUUGACCAGGCCGUGGACUACGCCAACCAGCUCAGCCGAUGCUACCACUUCCGUCGCCGCGUUCCCCGCGAGGAGAGUAUUCGCACUCGCGUGUAUCGAGCUGUUCGAGUUGCCCGUCCUGUUGAAGACAAGAUGAGAACCGAUGUCACCACUCAGCUUUUGAACUUCUUUAAGACCUCUUCUCAGCCUGACAAGGACUUCAGCACUCGUCAAGAGAUUCUGGAUGACUACACCAAGCACUAUGGUUCUGACCACCCUACUGUCCUGAAGACUCUCUUCGACUUGGCCGAGGUUGCUCGCCCUCGCCCUAUCUUCAUCGAGUACUACCAGCGCAUCAUCUCGAUCUUGAACAAGGACUCGCAGGUCUGCAAACCUGAAGCUUUGGAGCCGCUCAUCAUCGUCGCCACAGAACUCUGGACCCAGAGCCGUUAUUCCGAGGCUGUGCCAUACUUCAGAGUGCUUUUCGCUACCUUCCUGAACCAGCCCAAGCAGAACCCCAAGUUCCAGGAUGUUUCCUUCGUGCAGGACGUCUUCACCCGCUAUACUCACUGCCUUCGUAUCAUCCGUACUGAGUUCACUGAUAUUCACAAGGUCACCCUUGAGUACCAGUCCAAGUGUAAGGCAGUGUUUGGCGCUACUGCAUCAAUCACCAUCCAGGCUACCUUGACUCUCGCCAAGUUUUGCUCAGAGUCCAAGACCUUUGAAAACGAUGCCAUCACUCUCUACCAACAGUUGAUUGACAGCAAGUCCCAGGAGAUUGACAUUGAUGAGAUCACUGCGAUCCUUGAUGGUAUCUUCGAAGAGCAGACCGAGGCUCUGUCCAAGUCUGACUCGAUCUCUGCUACCCACCGCGAGGGCGCUACCCGUGUCCUAACCAAGCGUAUUCGCAAGGUUCGUGAGACCUACGGCUGGGCCCACGAGGAGUCUCUGUCCAAGCUCAAAGAGGUUGUCGCUUUCCACUCCAAGCACAGCGAUAUUCAGACUGUCAACACUGAGCUCCAUGAGUCCACCAAGCAGAUCUUGCAAUCUGAGACCUCUUCCCAGCAGCUUGUCUCCGCGGCCACUACCAUCGCUGCAAGCUACAUUGCGACCAAGCAGGCUCACAAAGUCGUUGAGCUCUCCCAGGAGCUGUAUCGUCAGAUCAUCAUGAAGGACACCUCCAAGUCCAAGGAGGUCCAGCUAGAUGUCUCAUCUAAGGGCCGCCACAGCCUUGGAUUUUUGGCUCAGCUGGAACACAGCGUUCGCCAGGGCUCUUCUAGCGUCACUGAGAUUCUCGCCACUUUGACCACUCAGUAUGCUUACUUUGAGGAGUUCCGCAGCGUGACUAAGAGCAAGAGCAGCUCCUUCCACGAGGUUUCAGUUUCCGCCACUCGCCUUUACCAAUUCUUGCUCUCUCACCGUCGCGAGGCUGCUGCCAACCGUGUCUUCGAUGACUUUGUGGCCUACUUCAUUGCCACGGAAGGCAGGAAGACCAAGGUCACUGACACCGCCCAGGUGAAGGUCUUCCUCCAGACCAUGAUCGGUUAUCUCACCACCCACGAGUCGCACAACUUCGUUCGCUCGGUUGGUAUUGCCAGCAACGUCCAAGUUCUCGAGCUUCUCCAAGCCAAGAACUAUGACGGCGCCUCCAAUCUUGCUCUCGCUGCCUUCCAGUACAUCUCGGCCCACGAUGUCUUCCGUAGUCCCGAGAUUGUGAAGUUCGUGUUCACCCUGGGUGUGUUCAUCUCCGGCCACACCAUCAUCCCCCAGCCCAGCCAGGCCAUCCUGAAGAAGCUGCGUGGCGUGUCCGUGAUCAUCAUCCAGGAGGUCCUGCGUGUUCUCGCCGAGCUGAAGAUCAACCUGGCCCAGAUCAACCUGGACUACCUCAACGUCCUCGUCGGCCUCCUUGGAGAGCAGCAGGACUACAAGAACCUGGUCUGGAUCCUCGGCGACCUGUGGAACAGCCGCAACAAGCUGCCUAACUGGUCUUCGAUUCUCACUCUCGACCUGGCCCGUCGCUAUAUCCUCGCCCGCUACAUGGCCGGCGACUCUAUCAAGGCCGCCCGUCUUGCCGAGGACAUCGUGUACAACUGCCGUCGUGUCAACGGUGCACGCCACUCCAGCACCCUGGAGAUGUCCACCCUGUUGUCUCAGAUAUACACUGGUAUCGCCCAGCGGUACCAGGGUGAGAAGACCGGCCAGCACAUGGCCAACAAGUACUAUAAGAAGAGUGCCAGCGUACACGAGAGCCUUCUCCGCAUCUUUGUCGAUCCUUCCUUGGCCGAGUUUGAAGGUUCCUUGGAGGCCAGCUUCAGCAUGGACGGCUCCGCUUACGACCUGAACAUUAACGAGUCGAUCAGUUCGUUGACCGAUGGUGAACAGGUUCGUCAGCACCUCCAGCUUCUCAAGCUCUCCGUGCAGCGUCUGGGUGAUUGGCCCAAGGACUACAGCGAGUAUGAGAGCCUCAAUGCCAGCCUGUACGAGUUAUUCGGAGCAGAGCUCAAGGGCUUUGAGGGUGUUGAGAAGUGGAACUUGAAGAACUUUGGUUCCGGCAAGGCUGCUAGCAACGAGGACACUCUUGACCUCAAGGCUAUUUCUUGGGAGCUGAACAUUGGUCAGCUUCAGGAACCUGAAGAGGAGCUAUGA
This is a messenger RNA of Penicillium nucicola, 6168 nucleotides long. RefSeq names its product NACHT domain protein. The record is from RefSeq and is a predicted model, not a curated record. The coding region runs from base 1 to 6168 and encodes 2055 amino acids. The transcript is spliced from 2 exons. NCBI's taxonomy places the organism in Eukaryota, Fungi, Ascomycota, Eurotiomycetes, Eurotiales, Aspergillaceae. Gene Ontology annotation, molecular function: protein binding.